AUCCAACCCUGUAUUUUGUGACAAAGAAGGGAAGAACUCAAAAUAACAUUGUGGCAAAAGUGGAAAAAUGUACUGACAAAAAAAGAAGAAAAAGGGUACUUAAAGCACUUAACAGCCAACUCAGCAUGUUCCAAGCACUUAACAGAGCUUCAAGUUCGAAACCAUUGUUGAAUUCGAUGGCCUCUUCGCCUUCUUUAAUGAAGGUUUUGAUACUCUCCGUGUCCCUGGUUUUCCCUUGUUUUCUAGAUUUAAUGCCAUCACAUUUUAAACCCGUGGCAGCUCCAAUACUCUCCUCCCUUGGAAGUUUUCAAAAUCACAAAUAAGAGUGAUCCAGAGCAGAAAUCUAUGAAGGAUAAACAAAAACGAGAAGCCAACUUUCCGUAAGCCAUUUCAACAUUUCAGGUCACGAGAAAAUGGAAAUUCAGAAUUGAAAUGUGAAGUUCUCCAUUAAGGCAGCGUCUAAGUUUACCACAACAUAUAGGAAUAAGCAGCGGAAGUCAAGUAGAAGUGGUGACUACCAGAAACAAAUAAAUGGUUUUAAGUUCACAUUUGAAGAAGACGAGGGUGAACAUGUUUCAUUGUGGUAAAACUAGAAUAAGUAACAGCUCCUAUUUCCCAGGCUUUUAUUUAUAACCAUUCUGCUUGCAACACGUAUAUUCAACAACUGCACACCAGCGUCGCCAAGAAUGCGCCUUAAGAGAGUAAAUAAACUCACCCUUUCAUAAGUGACAUGGGAUUUAGCUUUGCUAUUCGUCCAUUGUUUCAAAACAAGCUUAUCAACAUGUAUGUCAAGUGCGGUAGUUUGACGAAUGCUCGUAAAGUGUUUGACGAAAUGACAGAACGAGACGGUUUAUCAUGGAAUGUGAUUAUUGCAGCUUACAGAAGACAUGGGUAUCCUCACGAAGCAUUGACACUGUUUCACCAAAUGCAAAGAACAGGUUUCCAACCUGAUCAGUUCACCUUUGCCAGCCUCCUACCAGCCUGCGCUACAAUAGGAGCUUUGGAACAUGGAAUGGACAUCCAUCAAAGCAUAAUUCAAAGCGGACUUUUGUCAGAUAUUGUGGUUACAAAUGCCCUAAUAGACAUGUAUUCAAAGUGUGGAAGCAUUAACAAGGCACGGGAACUGUUUGACAAAAUGCCUCAAAGAAAUGUCAUCUCGUGGAAUGCUACGAUUGCAGGGUAUGUACAAAGUGGUGCUCUUGACGAGGCUUUAAGACUUUUUAGAGAAAUGCCUGGACGAGAUGAGGUCUCAUGGAAUGUGAUGAUUGCAGGAUAUGCACAAAAUGGACCUUUUGAAAAGGCAUUGGACACUUUUAAGCAAAUGGAAAUGGCAGGAGUAAAGCCAAAUCCCAGAACCAUUACCAGUGUACUCCCAUCCUGUGCAAAAAUGGGAGCUUUGGAAGAGGGUAUGGAAAUACAUCGAAGCAUAAUCAAAAGUGGAUUUUUGGCCGAGGAUAUAGUUAUGAGUGCCCUAGUGGGUAUGUAUGCAAAAUGUGGAAGCAUACAUAAGGCACGGGCACUAUUUGACAAGAUGCCUCAAAAAAAUGUGGUUUCCUGGACUGCCAUGAUUGCAGGAUAUGCACAAAAUGGGCUUAUUGAAAAGGCGUUGGAGAAUCUAAAGCAAAUGCAAUUGACAGGAGUAAAUCCAAACUCCGCAACCUUUGUUAGUAUCCUCCCAGCCUGUGCCAAAAUGGGAGCUUUAGAACAGGGUGUGGAAAUCCAUCAAAGCAUAAUUGAAAGCGGAUUUUUAUCAGAUGUUGUAGUUGUGAGUGCUCUUGUAGACAUGUAUGCAAAAUGCGGCAGAAUACACAAGGCGCGUGAACUUUUUGACAAAAUGUUUCAACGAGAUGCAGUCUCAUGGAGUGUGAUGAUUGCAGGUUACGCAAUGCAUGGAUUCCAUAAGGAUUCUCUCAGACUCUUUGAACUAAUGAAGCACUCCGGAACAUACCCUGACCACAUAAGUUUCGUUAGUGUUUUAUUUGCAUGCAGCCAUGCAGGUUUAGUGGAAAAGGGCGCAAAACAUUUCAAUGCUAUGAGUAACGCUUACGGCAUUAUGCCUACAAUGGAUCAUUUUAUAUGUAUGGUUGACAUUCUUGGCCGUGCUGGCUAUCUUGAAGAAGCUCUAAAAUUUAUCAUCAAAAUGCCAGUAAAACCAGAAGUAGUCGUGUGGAUGUGUUUGCUUGGUGCUUGUAGAUCACGUAAAAACACAAGGCUUGGUGCGUUUACAGCUAUUCUCCUUUUUGAGCUGGAUCCUAAAUAUACUGCACCUUAUGUUCUUCUCUCAAACAUCUAUGCAGAAGUGGGUAGGUGGGGUGAUGUUCAACAGGUAAGGAAGUUAAUGACAGAUAGAGAGAUUAAAAAGGUACCUGGAUGUAGUUGGAUUGAAGUCCAUAAGGUGGUACACGUUUUUUAUGUAGGCGACAGGUUACACCCACAAACACAGGAGAUCUAUGCAGAGUUGCAGAAAUUGUCCUGGGAGAUGAAGGCAGAAGGGUAUUUUUCAGAUUCAAGAUAUGUAGUGAAUGAUGUUGAGGUGGAGGAAAAAGAAACAUUCCUCUGCCACCAUAGUGAGAAGUUGGCUAUUGCAUUUGGAUUGUUAAACACUUCUCCUGGAACAACCAUUAGAGUUGUCAAGAAUCUUCGGGUAUGUGUUGACUGCCAUACUGCAACCAAGUUCAUUUCCAAGAUUGCUGGAAGAGAAAUUAUUGUGAGAGAUUGGAACCGGUUCCAUCACUUCAGACAAGGCCAAUGUUCUUGUGGAGAUUAUUGGUGAUGCCAAGCAAAGCAAGCCUAAACAGAGGCUUGCACCAUCAAGGUGCAUUGUGUCAGACUUGCAGUGGCAGGGGUUAUGCUUUAUAAUAUGUAAAGAGUGCUUUUACCAAGUGUUCAGAGAGCUAGACCAUGCUGUUGAUUUCAUAAGCUCAAAUGUCUGCUAGUAGUCUGUUGGCAUUGGGUGCAUGGAUAAUUGGUCUGCUUCAGCUUAAUGCCAAAGAGUAAGGGGAAGGUUUUUGGCUCAUGGGAUUUGGCACAAGGCUUUGGAAAAUUCUGUCUUCUUCCAUCGAAAGAAACGGUGGAGUCUACAUUUGAAAAUUAUAUGGGCUCUAUGUAAAAUUGAUAUUAUAUGUGUUGUGACCGUAUUUUGUAUGUGGUUUUGCACUGGGUGUAUAAACUGAUCUGCUAGAUAUUAUAGGUUUAUUUUAUGAGCUGUGACCGGAGGUUUUCUUCCCAGGGUUCUUUCCUCUGGUAUGCUCUUUGAAUCCUGUGUAAAAUUUUUUUUUUUA
Cryptomeria japonica (Japanese cedar) is the source of this 3281-nucleotide messenger RNA. RefSeq names its product putative pentatricopeptide repeat-containing protein At1g68930. Gene Ontology annotation, biological process: RNA modification. The coding region runs from base 731 to 2773 and encodes 680 amino acids. The transcript is spliced from 3 exons. Gene Ontology annotation, molecular function: protein binding; RNA binding; zinc ion binding. The record is from RefSeq and is a predicted model, not a curated record. NCBI's taxonomy places the organism in Eukaryota, Viridiplantae, Streptophyta, Pinopsida, Cupressales, Cupressaceae.